UUCUCCCGCCGGAGGCCUCCCUCAGAGCCGGGCUAGGCCCAGCCGCUUCUGCGGGGCCGGGCCCCGGCUCAGGGGCUGCGCUCCGGCCGGGAGCCCCUGGGCGAGUCGCUUCCCGCCCUGCCAUCCCGACACGUUCAGCGCCUGUCCGCCAGGCCCCGAGCCCGGGGCGGGGGCUGAUCUCGCCGGGGAAGGGCUUGAAGCCGAGCCCCGCAGGGCCGCUCCCGGGCUGCGGCAAGGGGGUGCCCGGGGUGGGGGUUCGCAGCAGGGCGAGGGGGGCUGGGCGGGGUUAUGAGGGAGAGCUGCCCCCUCACUCACACGAGUGGGGCCGGCCGGCCCGGGGUGCCCCAUGGAUCCCAACGGCCCGACCAGCUGCUCCGGCCUGUGGCUGUUUGCAGGCUCGGGCCUGGGGCAGAAAAGCCUUUCGAGCGUUGCGGUGGCUGGGGUCGGGAGCGGGGUCCCUGAGGGUGACCAGAUGUCCUGAUUUUAUAGGGACAGUCCUGAUAUUUGGAGCUUUGUCUUAUAGGCGCCUAUUACCCCCCCCACACACACACACACACACUCCCGUCCUGAUUUGUCACACUUGCUGUCUGGUGACCCUAUCCCUAAAGCUGGGUUUGAGGAGCAGUAAACGGGUCUAGCAUGGUAGGGACCCGAGUGCAUCUAUUCGUUGCAAGUCCAACAAACCUCUGUGUAGAAACCUCCGGGAGACUUAAAAGUCUAGAAAUGAUGGCUUGUCAGGGUGGUACAAGACUGCAGGUGUCAUUAGGCUUUCCUUUUGCUUCCUAGUAUUAAAAGGGAACUGAAAUGUUGUUGGCUUUUUUAAAUCUAGAAUAUCUGUAGAUCUUUCAAAUGACAGAUUAUUACUAUUAUUUACAUGGUGAUAUCACCCAUAGAUCCCAAGCGGGGCUCCAUUGUGCUAGGCAUUCUAUAAACAUAUAACAAAAAGAUGUUCCAGCCCCCAAUAACUUACAGUCCAAGUAAAAGACAAGCAACAACAGGUGGAUACAAUAAAUAAACAGAACACAAGGACGCAGGAUGGACUUUUUGGCUCUCUUCAUAAUUUAUCUGCUAUUAGUUCUGGCUAGUGUUGUUCUAGUCUGCAUCUAUUCAGGAAGGAAACAGAGUUUUCCUGCCAGAGGCCUCAGUUGUAUAACUCAGGUAUCUUCAUCUGUAAUCCCAACACGGCUUCAAAGUGCAACACAGAGGGUGCUUCACAGGCUCUUCCACACACGAAGUUGCCUGUUCAUUGCCCUGCACUUAGCCUUACAAGUGGCAGUUUAUGGUGAAUACACUUGGGAAGUAUUUGGCUACUGCCAAGAGAUGGAGUUCAGCGUUCAUUACCUUCUGCUGCCGUAUUUGUUGCUGGCUGUGAAUAUGGGGUUUUUCAUUCUGUGUUCCGUGACCAACCCUGGUAUAAUAACACAGUCAAAUCAGGAGUCGUUUCUUAAGGCUUAUGCAUAUGAUGGAGUAAUGUUUCAGAAAAGCACCAUGUGUCCUACAUGCAACGUGGAAAAGCCAGCCAGAUCUAAACACUGCAGUGUAUGUAACAACUGCAUACAUCGUUUUGAUCACCACUGUGUUUGGAUCAACAACUGCAUUGGUGCCUUCAAUACAAGAUAUUUUCUCAUUUACCUCUUCACUCUGACUGCCAUGGCUGCAAACCUUGCAAUCAUAACAACAGCAUUUCUAAUCCAAGUAGUGCUGCUAUCAAAUAUGAUGCUUGGAAGUUACAUUGAUGAUCAGGGGCAAGAGCAUGCAGUUGAGAUUCUCUUUCUUAUUCAGCACCUGUUCCUGACGUUUCCUAGAAUUGUCUUCAUGCUUGGUUUUGUUAUUGUCCUAUCUCUGGUGCUGGGGGCAUAUUGCUGUUUCACCCUGUACCUGGCCCUGACUAACCAAACAUCCAAUGAAUGGUAUAAAUCUAGAAGCUAUGAAUGUUCUUGCUGUCAGGCAUUGCCGCCCCAUGACAGGCAUAUUGUUUACAGAAAUGUUUAUUCUCAAGGAGUUUGGGUCAAUUUAAAGGAAAUCUUUAAACCUCCUACGAGUUCAGAAAAAAAGAAAAAAACAUGAGGAAAUAGUUACAUCUUUUAAAAUCUAUAUUUAUUUUUUAAACUUUUCCCGAAGGAUUUAACUCCAGGAAGAGCUUUUUGCCAGCACCAAGGACUCUUGAAAUGAUACUGUGCUUUUCAUUAAGUGCUGUAGCUAAAGAGAUUUUUUUUUUCUAAAUGACUCAAUUGUAAAAUAUAUUUUUAUAAAGCUGA
Trachemys scripta elegans is the source of this 2258-nucleotide messenger RNA. RefSeq names its product zinc finger DHHC-type palmitoyltransferase 4 (gene ZDHHC4). Gene Ontology annotation, molecular function: protein-cysteine S-palmitoyltransferase activity. Gene Ontology annotation, biological process: peptidyl-L-cysteine S-palmitoylation; protein targeting to membrane. NCBI's taxonomy places the organism in Eukaryota, Metazoa, Chordata, Testudines, Emydidae. The coding region runs from base 1036 to 2067 and encodes 343 amino acids. The transcript has 7 exons. Gene Ontology annotation, cellular component: endoplasmic reticulum; Golgi apparatus. The record is from RefSeq and is a predicted model, not a curated record.